AGGUUCAGUUACACAAGUCUUCGAGCAUUUCGCCUCUGCGGUGGGGGUCGGUCUGCAGUCAAAUUGGUCGACUCUUUGCCUCUGAGGAGGUGCAAACCAACCCUUAGUCGCCGAACGAGAAAGGCCGUGGAAAUUCCUUCUUGUUCCCAUCUUGCCGCCGCAUACUUCCCACCGUCCCCCUUUGCUUUCUUCGUCACUCCUCUUCAUGGGCCAGACUCAGAGCGAUGCCGCGGCCGCCGCUGCCGAAGCUGCGAGCAAGACGGAGCAGCCACCGCCGUCGAUCGAACCCCCUCCAUCUCCGGCCGCUUCUUCCAUGGAAGCUCUGGUCGCAGAAGCAAUGGCAACUGGAGACAAUGACAGUGAAGAGUCACUGGAAGAGAAGGCACAAAGAGCAUUGAAAUGUCCAUGUGUUGCUGACUUGAGAAAGGGUCCCUGUGGGGUUCAGUUUUCAGAGGCAUUCGUCUGUUUCAUUAAGAGCACUGCAGAAGAGAAGGGAUCAGACUGUGUGAAUCCUUUUGUCGCCUUGCAGAACUGCAUUAAGGCAAACCCUGAUGCGUUUACCAAGGAUAUUUUGGAUGAAGAGAAGGAACCUGAAGAGGAGAAAGUUCAAGACUACAAGAUUAUACCUCCAUCAUGGUCCAGAGAACCGAGACCAAAGAACUGAGAUGCUAAACCUCCUCACCAUUUUCAAAAUAACACAACCUAAACGAUUGAUUCAUCUUUUCAGGUUUUGAUAGUUCUUGCAGUUGAUGAUACACUUCACUUAUAUAUUUCUAUGCAUUCAAAUUUACUAUCUUUA
This is a messenger RNA of Musa acuminata AAA Group (dessert banana), 799 nucleotides long. Its product is annotated as mitochondrial intermembrane space import and assembly protein 40 homolog. Gene Ontology annotation, biological process: protein import into mitochondrial intermembrane space. Gene Ontology annotation, cellular component: mitochondrial intermembrane space. NCBI's taxonomy places the organism in Eukaryota, Viridiplantae, Streptophyta, Magnoliopsida, Zingiberales, Musaceae. Gene Ontology annotation, molecular function: protein-disulfide reductase activity. The record is from RefSeq and is a predicted model, not a curated record. The coding region runs from base 206 to 664 and encodes 152 amino acids. The transcript has 4 exons.